ACAACUUUCCAGCUCUAGAUGUUUUUCAGAAAUUGGGUAACGUUUGGGAAAGUAACCAAAGUUGCCAUUUUUGCCAUUUACUACUUUUGAUAGAUUAUCUUCUAUGAAAAUGUUGAUUCACACCUACCGGCUACUGUCAGGCUACCUUCCUGCCUUCUGAGUCUCUGACCAAAAAAUAAAUAAAAAAUCCAACGAAUUUCUGAAAGUUGACCAAGAAACUUCAAUUACUACUUCUCAUCCACCACCACCACCUUUUCAUAAUUUUCUCAGAUCCACCUGCAUCUGCUCAUCUCUGUUUCGCGAGGGGGUCCUCUUCUUCAAUUCUUCAAUUAUGAAAGAGCAGAAACACCGACAGCGUCUCCUACUAUGGUUUCUGCUGCCGGUUUUUCUCUUCUUCCAAUCCAUAUCGGCCGUUGAUUUCGUCUUCAAUGGCUUCAACUCCUCAGAUGUGUUGCUUUAUGGCCUGGCCGACGUUGAAUCUCGUAUUCUAACGCUCACUAACAAAACAACUUUCGCAAUCGGUCGUGCUCUUUACCCAGAAAAGAUCCUUGCUAAAAAGCCAAACUCUUCUUAUGUGAAUCCUUUCUCAACUUCUUUCAUCUUCUCGAUGGCUCCUUACAAGAAUACUCUUUCUGGGCAUGGCAUAGUUUUCCUUUUUGUGCCCGUUACUGGCAUCGAAGGCGCGAGCUCAUCUCAACAUCUAGGCCUUCUCAACUUCUCCAACAUGGGGAAUCCAAACAACCAUAUCUUUGGUGUCGAGUUUGAUGUGUUUAAGAACCAAGAAUUCGAUGACAUAAGCGCCAACCAUGUUGGAAUCGACCUCAACUCCCUCAAAUCAAGUGCAGCACACGACGCCGGCUACUGGCCCGACAACCAAAGAAGCGACAACAGCAGCAAUGCUGAUGAUGAGAAGUCGUUCGAGGAAUUGACGCUGAAUAGCGGUGAAAAUUACCAAGUUUGGAUUGACUAUUCAGAUUCUUUGAUUAAUGUUACUAUGGCUCUGGCAGGCAUGAAAAGACCUCUGAAGCCUUUGUUGAAUGUUUCUCUUAAUCUUUCUGGGGUUUUUCAGGAUGAAAUGUAUGUUGGAUUUACUAGUGCUACCGGACAGUUAGUUGAAAGCCACAGGAUUUUGGCUUGGAGCUUUAGUGAUUCCAACUUUUCGUUAAGCCAAGAGUUGGUUACCACAGGUUUGCCAUCUUUUGUUCUUCCAAAGGAGUCAAUAUUUCGAUCAAAAGGGUUUAUUGCAGGAAUCACAGUGGGAGGUUUCUUCGGUAUCUGUCUUUGUGCUCUGUUUGCUCUGUUUUGGAUCAAGAGGCAGCGAAGGAGAGCUAGGGAGAGAGCGGAAAUGGAAGAAUGGGAAUUGGAGUAUUGGCCACACAGAAUGACUUAUAUAGAAAUUGAGGCGGCCACAAGAGAUUUCUCAGAAGAAAAUGUGAUUGGAACCGGAGGGAAUGGGAAGGUCUAUAAGGGUGUUUUAGCAGGAGGGGCAGAGAUUGCAGUGAAAUGCAUUUCGCAUGAAAAUGAUGGGAUGAGAGAAUUUCUGGCUGAAAUUUCAAGCCUUGGAAGAUUGAAGCAUAGAAGUUUGGUGGGGUUGAGAGGGUGGUGCAAGAGAGACAAGGGCAACUUCUUGUUGGUUUAUGACUAUAUGGAAAAUGGGAGUUUGGACAAGUGGGUGUUUGAACGUGAUGACAGGAAGAUGUUGAGCUGUGAAGACAGGAUAAGGAUUUUGAAAGAUGUAGCUUUUGCAGUCUUGUACUUACACGAGGGGUGGGAAGCCAAAGUCCUUCAUAGGGACAUUAAGGCCAGCAAUGUGUUACUUGACAAGGAUAUGAAUGGAAGGCUAGGGGAUUUCGGAUUAGCCCGAAUGCACGACCAUGGUCAAGUGCCUAACACGACAAGGGUGGUCGGGACCGUUGGAUAUUUGGCGCCAGAAGUGAUUAGGAGCGGACGGGCAUCGGCUCAAACCGAUGUGUUCGGAUUUGGUAUCUUGAUUUUAGAAGUAAUGUGUGGGAGGAGGCCUAUAGAGGAAGGAAAGCCAGAUUUGGUAGAUUGGGCAUGGCAAUUGAUGGUACAAGGGCAGUUAUUGAAUGCCCUUGAUGAGAGAUUGAAGGCUGGAGGAGAGUUUGAUGGGGAAGAAGUGGACAGGGUGCUUCACUUGGGCCUGUUGUGUGCUUACCCUGACUCAUGUUCCCGGCCAACCAUGAGACAGGUAGUGAAAGUGUUGGAAGGGAAAAAUGGGUUGGAGGAUGAGGUUGAAACUGAGGAUAUGGAUGCAUAUUUGCUCCAAAGAAUGAAAUCCAUGGAUAAGUGGUCUGUGAUUCCACGAAAUUUUGGCUUUUCAUUACACCCAACAUUUCAAGAUAUUCGGCAGUCCCAGUCUUCAACCAUGUCUCUUUCUUGGUCCAAUUCUUUGGUGGAGGGCAGGUGAAUCUACUUCAUGAAUGCUUGGGGAUUGACAUCCAAACGUUGGGGAAUAUAGGAUUUUGCUUUUGUUCUUGCACAUUUCUUCAUACAUUCAUCCAUGUUAAUUGGGGUUGGGUAUUGUAGAAAACGUUUGUUUGUUAGUGGAAGUAGUUAGACAUGUUAUUGUGUGUACAUAUAAAGUUCAUUUCUUCUAAAUCUGCUAUAAUCAUAAUGCGAGUCAAGUAAUUGUUUUUUCUCA
This is a messenger RNA of Corylus avellana, 2662 nucleotides long. The record is from RefSeq and is a predicted model, not a curated record. NCBI's taxonomy places the organism in Eukaryota, Viridiplantae, Streptophyta, Magnoliopsida, Fagales, Betulaceae.